This is a messenger RNA of Scleropages formosus (Asian bonytongue), 856 nucleotides long. Its product is annotated as tumor necrosis factor-inducible gene 6 protein-like. The record is from RefSeq and is a predicted model, not a curated record. Gene Ontology annotation, biological process: cell adhesion; negative regulation of inflammatory response. The transcript is spliced from 6 exons. Gene Ontology annotation, molecular function: hyaluronic acid binding. Lineage: Eukaryota; Metazoa; Chordata; Actinopteri; Osteoglossiformes; Osteoglossidae. Bases 65 to 856 code for a protein of 263 amino acids.
GGCACAAAACUCGCGGCCACGAAAGAGCUCCGUCUGUGGAUCGGCGUCCUGCUUCGUAACAGGAAUGAGACUGUUAAGCUUCAUCUGCGCCGCGUGCUUCAUUGUGGAAGAAGUCCACGCGUGGGGCUUCAAGAACGGCGUCCUUCACAACUCUAUUUGGCUUGAGCAAGCAGCUGGAGUGUACCACCGGGAAUCACGUAAAGGGAGGUACCAGCUUACCUACAAAGAGGCAAAGGCUGUCUGUAAAUAUGAAGGUGGAAGACUGGCAACAUAUAAAGAGCUGGAGGCCGCCCGUCAAAUAGGUUUCCAUGUGUGUUCAGCUGGUUGGUUUGACAAAGGACGAGUGGGUUACCCCAUCGUUAAAGCCGGCCCCAACUGCGGCUUCGGAAAGGUUGGCGUCAUUGACUACGGGUAUAGGCUGAACAAGAGCGAGAGGUGGGAUGUCUACUGUUACAAUCCCACUGUGAAGGAGUGCGGCGGGGUGUUGACAGACCAGCAGAAGAUUAUUAGUUCCCCAGGAUACCCCGACGAGUACGAGGAUGAACAGAUCUGCUACUGGCACAUCCGGGUGCGCUAUGGUCAGAAGGUUCGAGUGCACUUCUUGGAUUUUGAUGUGGAGGAUGACACAGACUGUCUUGCUGAUUAUCUGGAGAUUUAUGAUAGCUAUGAUGACCUCUUCGGCCUUGCUGGCAGGUUUUGCGGUGACAAUUUACCGGAGGAUUUCAUUAGUACAGGUAAUGUGAUCACCCUGAAGUUUCUGUCAGAUUCUUCGGUGACUGCUCCUGGCUUUCAGUUGGAAUAUACUGCACUCAACUCAACUCUCCUUUCCCAAGAUACCAAGAUACUGCUACCAUGA